AACGCCACAGGUCCUGUCCAGAACACAUCUUCUCUCUGCCGUCUUCAGAGCAGUCAAUGACUACAUGAACGGGCGCCUCAAGUCUCGGAAUGUGCACUCUGAGAUUGUCUUCUCACUAAGCCCCGCGACAAAUAUCGCUGAAUCUUUCCGCAAGUUCGGCAUUCUUGAUACGACGAAAGACCUGCUGGUAGUCAAGGUCUCGGUGACGCCGGAGAUUACCCACGAAUCAGUAGCAGCUCACCUGGGACAAAACGUUGAGGGAACCCCCGUGCCAUUUGAUGACGAAACUCUAUCCACGAUAUCCGACGUUGCAAAGAUCAAGAAGGCCUACAAGCUGGGAGCGCUGAACACUGCGCCGCCCAAUCAACCAAACGGCACGCACGAUGCCGGAAUGCGACGGCUUGAGCUUUCGGUCUUGGGAGCCAUUGCCUUGCGGGGAGCGACUUGAAGAAAACUUAGAUCUAAAAGCCAUCCCUAAUCCCCCGACUGCUCUCUUGGAUGCUAUGGUUCCUCUGAAGUGGACAGGCUACAGUUGCAGAAUGCCUGCUCUGCCCGGCCGUCAACAGUGCAGGCUGGAGUACCGGGCCACAGCCUUCGCCAAGGAGGACUUUGGUGCAGACCAAUACCGUGGUGAAGAGCAUCCAAGCAGGACACACUUAUAGAACAUCGUGAUCUCAUGUAUAUAGAAGGCCCAGGCCGCUAUUGAUAUAGUUGGGGCAGAGCAUUGAGCUAUGGCCUUUGCUUGUUGACCUAAUCCGCCCUUGAAGGCUCACCUUAAGGUGCAACCUCUUAAAGCACAAUUUCCAG
Molecule: messenger RNA, 807 nt
Organism: Aspergillus ibericus CBS 121593
Lineage: Eukaryota; Fungi; Ascomycota; Eurotiomycetes; Eurotiales; Aspergillaceae
Product: EKC/KEOPS complex subunit CGI121/TPRKB
Exons: 2
Coding region: 65-448 (127 amino acids)
Biological process (GO): tRNA threonylcarbamoyladenosine modification; telomere maintenance via recombination
Cellular component (GO): nucleus; cytosol; EKC/KEOPS complex
Source: RefSeq, a predicted model, not a curated record